Messenger RNA from Symbiodinium pilosum, 534 nucleotides. The record is from the annotation of a GenBank genome assembly. Lineage: Eukaryota; Dinophyceae; Suessiales; Symbiodiniaceae.
AUGGGAUGUGGGGCAAGCCAUAAGUACGAGGUAAGUACUUUGUCUGGCAUAGAGGAUGAGAAGCCAAAACGAGAAGGUCUGUCAGAGAGCAGUAAGUCUCAGGGCAGCGACCAUCAUCCACCAGGAACGUCUGAUGGAGACAAGCCUGCGAAGUAUCGGCCAGAUCCCGAUGUGGAUGGAGUGGAGGUUACUUCAGUUGAAGGUGACAACGAGCUGGCGAAAGCGGUUGCGGCAGCCAACGACGAAAAACUUCUCAUGAAGUACGCGCAGUCCUCUGCUGAAGGCAAGCGGCGUUCUGGCUCCGCGAGACGUGUUUUUGCACCUUCAAAUGGCCCUCUAUCAGGGGAGCCUCUGCAAAUCAGCAGAGCGUCUCCUGAGCCUGAAGCUGGAGAAUUCGUUCUGGCAAACAACAGAGUAGGAGGCCUACGUUUGCAGCAUCACCUUGCUGAUCGUGACAGUCCCGGACACCUCAAGGGUGCUGGCAUGGCGCGCGAGGCGAAUGACAUGAGCAGACCUUUGGCACGUGCACAUUAG